AUGUCGCGCGCGAUCGCGCCCUCGAGCGCGGCCGCGGACGGGCGCGACGACCGCGCGGUCGCGCUCGCCGCGCGCGAGGUCGCGGGACACGCUUUGGCGGGCGCGGUGGCGGGAUGCGCGGUCGAGGCGGCGUUGUACCCGCUGGACACGCUCAAGACCCGGCUCCAAGCCGCGCGCGCGGGGACGCGGGCGCUCACCGCGCGCGGGGCGUACGCGGGGGUGUUGGGGAAUCUCCUGGGCGUCGCCCCGGCGAGCGCGCUGUUCUUCGCGGCGUAUGAACCGGCAAAGGUGGCGCUCGGGCGGGCGGCGGGACGCGAGCCGGGGGCGCGAGAACACCUCGCGGCGGCGGCGUUGGGGGGAUUGGUGAGCAGCGUCGUGCGCGUGCCCACGGAGGUGAUAAAGACGCGGCGGCAGGUGGGGGUUGGGGGGGCGACGGGGCUGCGGGCGAUCGUCCGAGCGCACGGGGUGGCGGGACUCUUCGUCGGGUAUUGGUCAUUCUUAUUGCGGGAUCUCCCGUUCGACGCGAUCGAGUUCGCGGGGUACGAGGGGUUGAAGAACGCGUGGAGAGAAACGGUCGGUAGAGAUUCGUUGAGUGCGGGGGAGGCGGGGGUGUUGGGGGCGAUCGCGGGCGCGGCGACGGGGGCGGUGACGACGCCGCUCGACGUCGUGAAGACGCGUUUGAUGACGAGUCCGGAGACGUAUAAAAGCGUCGUGCACUGCGUCAGGAAGACGGUGGCGGAAGAAGGAGCCAUGGCGCUUUUCAAAGGGGUCCAACCUCGCGUGCUGUGGAUCGGUCUGGGUGGGGCGUGUUUCUUCUCCGUAUUGGAAACCGCCAGAGGCGUCUUCGUUUCGCCCGAGGCGUCCACCGAGCGCGCGACGCGAUCGAAGCGCGACGCCAAAUCGAAGAAACGAGACGAGUGA
Messenger RNA from Ostreococcus tauri, 921 nucleotides. Its product is annotated as Mitochondrial substrate/solute carrier. Gene Ontology annotation, cellular component: mitochondrial inner membrane. The transcript has a single exon. The coding region runs from base 1 to 921 and encodes 306 amino acids. Gene Ontology annotation, molecular function: S-adenosyl-L-methionine transmembrane transporter activity. NCBI's taxonomy places the organism in Eukaryota, Viridiplantae, Chlorophyta, Mamiellophyceae, Mamiellales, Bathycoccaceae. The record is from RefSeq and is a predicted model, not a curated record.